AUGAAUUCACGCGUCCUCGCUCGCGUCGCCGGCGGCCUCGGCGGUGCGCGGCCGUGGACGUGCUCGACCUGCCGAGGCCAAUUGACUCCAGCACAACUGCCUUCGCUCGUCGGCGCGAGAUGCUUUGCCUUUGUCUCGGGGAAGCGCUCCUCGCGCGGGAACGGCGGCGGCGGCGGCGGCGGUAAUGGGCGGAGGAGCAGGCCCAGGAGAGCGCUGCUCUACGCGUCGACGGGCGCUGCCGGCGCUGCGGGCACCGCCCUGGCCUUUACCGACGAGAUCAAAGGCGGCUACGAGGCUGUCGAGCGGACGGGCCGCGUCGUGGCCGCCCUGGCCAUUUGCAUCAACGACUAUCGCACCACGUUGAAUGCCAAGGCCGCCGUCGACGACGCAGCCGAGCAGAACAGGAUUCUGGCGACGUGCCACAAGCGCUGCGCCCAGCGGACGCUCAAGGUGCUGGAGAAGAACGGCGGCAUCUUCAUCAAGCUGGGACAACACCUGAGCGCCAUGAACUACCUCCUCCCGCCCGAGUGGACAACCACCUUUGUCCCCCUCCAGGACCAGUGCCCCGUCUCGUCGUUCGACUCCAUCGAGGCCAUGUUCCGCCGCGACACCGAAAAGGAGCUGUGGGACUACUUUUCCGACUUCUCGGCCGAUCCCAUCGGCGCCGCGUCGCUCGCCCAGGUCCACCUGGCGACCGAAAAGGACUCGGGCCGCCGCGUGGCCGUCAAGGUGCAGCAUCCGGACCUGCAGGCCUGGGCGCCGCUCGACCUGGCCCUGACAAAGUACACCUUUUCGACGCUCAAGCGCUUCUUCCCCGACUACGACCUCGAGUGGCUGGCGUCGGAGAUGGAGGCGUCGCUGCCCAAGGAGCUCGACUUCCAGGAAGAGGCCGACAACGCGCGCCGCAUGAAGGCGCACUUUGCGCAGAUGCCCGAGCUGCCCCUCGUCAUCCCAGACGUCAUCUGGGCCAAGAAGCGCAUCCUCGUCAUGGCCUGCGAGUCCGGCAGCCGGCCCGACGAUCUCGCCUACCUCGACAGCAACGGCAUCGACCGCGACGAGGUGUCGGCGACGCUGGCCCGCAUCUUCAACGAGAUGAUCUUCGGCGACGGCGCGCCGCUGCACUGCGACCCGCACGGCGGCAACAUUGCCAUUCGCAAAAACGACUCGCGGCGGCGACGCGGCAUCCGGCGCGCGCCCAACUUCGACAUCAUCCUCUACGACCACGGGCUCUACCGCGACAUCCCCCUGCCGCUGCGGCGCUCGUACGCCAAGCUGUGGCUGGCCGUCAUCGACGGCGACCUGGAGCGCAUGAAGACGUACUCGCGCGAGGUGGCGGGCAUCAGCGACCAGGACUUUCCGCUCUUCGCAUCGGCCAUCACGGGCCGCGACUUUGGCAUCGUCAGCCGCGAGGGUUCCAUCCUGCAGACGCGCACCGCCGACGAGCAGCAGACGAUCAGCGGGGCGCUGCAGGAGGGCCUCAUUGUCGACCUGGUGCAGAUGCUCAGCCGCGUGCCGCGCAUCAUGCUGCUCAUCCUCAAGACAAACGACCUGACGCGCAGCCUCGACGAGAGCCUGCACACGCGCCAGGGCCCCAUCCGCACCUUUAUGAUCCUGGCGCGCUACUGCUCGCGCACCGUCUUCCACGAGCGCCUCGACCAGGUGCGCGCCCAGGGCUCGCUGCUGUGGCCGUCCAACGCGCUCCGGGUGCUCGCCGCCUGGCUGGGCCACCUGCGCGUCGAGGUCAAGCUCGAGGCCUUUGAGCUGGGGUUGGCCGUCAAGCGCCUCCUGGGGCUCAAGAGCCUCGAGUUUGGCGCCGCGGGGCCGCCGAUGGAGUCGGAGGCGACGGCGUGA
This is a messenger RNA of Hirsutella rhossiliensis, 1851 nucleotides long. Its product is annotated as ABC1 family domain-containing protein. Lineage: Eukaryota; Fungi; Ascomycota; Sordariomycetes; Hypocreales; Ophiocordycipitaceae. The record is from RefSeq and is a predicted model, not a curated record. The transcript is spliced from 3 exons. The coding region runs from base 1 to 1851 and encodes 616 amino acids. Gene Ontology annotation, biological process: mitochondrion organization; lipid homeostasis. Gene Ontology annotation, cellular component: mitochondrial inner membrane.